AUGGCCGAGGCGAAUCCGUACGAGGAGCAGCGCCGGAGGCAGGUGGAGGAGAACAAGAGCAAGCUGGAGGAGCUGCGGCUGCACCGCCUCUCUGCGGCCGUACGCGUGGCCGCCGUCAAGCCCAUGCCGAAAGUGACGAUUAAGCCGAGGAAUCAUCGCCCGCCGCCGGACGAGAUCCGGCGGUCUGCCCGCAUCGCUCGCCUCGACAAGCAGCCGUAUUUCCGCAUCACAAAGGCACAUCGUGAUAAAAAGGCCGAAUUGCCUCGUCCGGUGUACGCGACCAACGAGGAGAGAGCCUACGCCAUCGCCAAGGCUGAAGAGCUCAAGGACCAGCUGGACUCCCACUACCCUGCCUUUCUCAGACCCUUGAGCCUGUAUUAUGCCGCAGGAAGCUGGCUGUCCAUACCGCUGCAGUUCAGCAAGAGGUAUCUCCCGCGGUGCGACGAGAUGAUCUUACUGGUGGACGAGGAAGGUGCCGAGUUUCAGGUGCUUUACCGUGCGCACAGUAGUGCUCUCUCCGCCGCUGGUUGGAAACCAUUCGCCAGCGCUCACAAGCUGGCUGAUGGUGACUGCUUGCUGUUCCAGCAGGUUGAGAGGAUAAAGUUCAAGGUCUACAUAAUUAGAGCAAGUUCUUACCACGAAACGGACCACUGA
Lolium rigidum is the source of this 654-nucleotide messenger RNA. RefSeq names its product B3 domain-containing protein Os06g0194400-like. Lineage: Eukaryota; Viridiplantae; Streptophyta; Magnoliopsida; Poales; Poaceae. Bases 1 to 654 code for a protein of 217 amino acids. The transcript is spliced from 4 exons. Gene Ontology annotation, molecular function: DNA binding. The record is from RefSeq and is a predicted model, not a curated record.